Molecule: messenger RNA, 864 nt
Organism: Penicillium salamii
Lineage: Eukaryota; Fungi; Ascomycota; Eurotiomycetes; Eurotiales; Aspergillaceae
Source: the annotation of a GenBank genome assembly
AUGUCUGUCCUCCGCAACAGCCGGACUGCCUCGGUGCAGGUCCGUGGAUUUGCUACCUCCUCCAGCCUUCGAGUCGGACCCGAAUCACCUCAUUUCAUCGAUGUCCCCAAGAUCGUUCAACCCUCAAACCCUACCAGACCUCAUGUCCGGGGUACACUCCCUGUGCCCCGCGAGCUGUUCCCAGCCCGUCGGACAGACAAGCCCAAGAAAGCAUACCUCGAUGCGGCCACACCCGCUCCCCAGUCGGAGCGAACAGUGAACCCCCGAAGCAGUGACCCUGCAAAGCAAGAAUGGAGGCACAAGAUGGCCGAGCUGCGCCGACAAAACUUGCGCGAGGGUCUCCGGGACUUGUACGCGCGCAAGCGUAACACACAAGGAAGGAUGAUCAGCCGCAGUCAUGAGGCCCAGAGCCGACGGGAGCGCAUUCUCCAACAACCCGAGCGUGAGGACGAGCGCCUUACCCGCCCUUCGACCAUUGCUGCCAUGUUGCCUCAGAAGCAGCCGAUUCUGCCUGACCCCAACCGCGAGCAGCGCAUUGCGCUGUCCCAGGCCCGCAUGGCAGCCAAGAAGGCUCAGAAGGAGUCAGUUCGCCAAGCAGACCUUCAGCUCUUGUACAUGAAUGCUCGCUCUUUCAUCACCACCGAGGAGCAACUUGCUGCCGAGAUCGACCGUGUCUUCCCCGAGGGUGAGAACAAGGCUUGGCGCAACGACCACCAGCCCGGCGAGAACGUCUGGAACCUGGGUAACCCUCCUACUGUCAACAACCUUGUCAACCAGACCCACAGGAAUGAGGGUGCUCGCUGGGACAUCAUGCAGGAACGUGUCAAGCAGCUCGGAGAGCAAAUCACUGGUGGUAAGAUUUAA